CCUGCUGAUAUCUUGCCCACUGAAUGAAAGCAAUACCAGUUACAGAAUCAAACACACAAAAAUAUUAUAUAGAAAAUUACAGUUCAGAUCGAAGAGAAACAGACGCAAAAACUUAAAGCCUGGAAUUACCUUGUGGACAUGGAUAAGUCACUGCUUGUGAUUGGAUUCUUUUGCCUUACUUUAAGUGCUAUUAAUGCACAGACGGGAUCCGAACUUCCUGCGAUUGGUGUCCUUGCAGCUUUGGGAAUUUCAGCUGGAGCGGCUAAUACUUAUUUAUUUGCACUAUUCCAACGCCUAAGGCUAGAUUUACAGGAGUGCGAGGAGAAGAUCACCUGUCUCGAAGACUGCAGAGACGAUUUAAUUAAAGUUGAGAGGGAGGAGGAAAAAUGUAGAAAAGAAUGGAGCGAAUGUGAGGAAGCAUAUUUUAAGGUGCAGAGUGAGCUUGAAAAUACAAGGGCGGAUCUUAAGGAGUGUGAGUUUCUAAGGAAUCUUUGUCGUGUUCAUAAUGAUGAGUGUUCCUGUGCAGAAUAUACUAAUCGAGUUGAUUGCGAGGAGGACCUUGGGUGCGAUUGGCAAAGUGACUUUUGCACAACUGCCGGCUUUGUAUUACCUGCUUAGCUCUACUUUUAAAAGGAUGUACAGUAAAAUAUGGUUAAAUCAGACAUGCAUACACUAAGUAUCAGCUGAUAAUAAAUUAAUUUUCUAACUAAGAAUUAUAAACUUUAAAAAAAUAUUCACUGUAACUAAUUACACAUGCAUGAAAGUAAUUUUGUUUGCUUCAUUCGUUUGUAAUAUUUUCGUAAGUGAAGUGUUCUUCAUUCCGUAAAUAAUCCCCCCUUCCCCCGAAUAAUUGCAGUUCUUAAAAAAAUCAAAAAUCUGCAUCAACUUUCAUAGAAAUGUUUUCCUCUGCUUGUAAAAGGACCUCCUUUUCUUUUUCUUUUUUUUUUUUUUUAAAUCCAAUCUUUGUCAAAAAUAUCUCCGCUUGUUGUGAAAUAAAAAUAUCA
Messenger RNA from Saccostrea echinata, 1004 nucleotides. RefSeq lists its product as uncharacterized. The transcript is spliced from 4 exons. NCBI's taxonomy places the organism in Eukaryota, Metazoa, Mollusca, Bivalvia, Ostreida, Ostreidae. The coding region runs from base 139 to 618 and encodes 159 amino acids. The record is from RefSeq and is a predicted model, not a curated record.